ACCUAACAUGAUUACAGCCUAGGGGCCAACAUGAAUCCCAGUGAGCAGUCCAAGCCACAAGCCCCUACCAACGCAACAAAAAGAAACACUCACAUCCUUGUGGGUGUGACUGGAAGUGUGGCUGCCUUAAAGUUGCCUCUUCUUGUAUCUGAGCUCCUAAAGAUACCUGCCCUGGAGGUGCAAGUGGUAACUACAGAGAAUGCAAAACACUUCUAUAACCCUGAAGAGAUUCCUGUGGCCCUCUACAGUGACACUGAUGAAUGGAAGCUGUGGAAAGGGCGCACAGAUCCUGUGCUACACAUUGACUUGAGGCGCUGGGCUGAUCUCAUGCUGGUGGCCCCUCUGGAUGCAAACACUUUGGCCAAAAUUGCCAACGGCCUCUGUGACAACUUACUGACCUGUGUCAUCCGUGCAUGGGAUCUGAGUAAGCCGCUCCUUUUCUGCCCUGCCAUGAACACUGCCAUGUGGGAGCACCCCAUCACGGCUCAGCAGGUGGAGCAGCUCAAGAGCUUUGGCUAUGUGGAGAUUCCUUGUAUCGUAAAGAAGCUGGUUUGUGGCGAUGAAGGUCGUGGUGCCAUGGCAGAAGUAUCGACCAUCGUGGAGAAAGUCAAGGCAGUUCUGUCCGAACGAGGCCUGUCUUAAGGAGAGCUGAUUUCCCCGGGCAGUGGCUUAUUACAGGUUCUUUUUGGGUAGCUUUGGGGCUGUGGUGAUGGAUGGACAGGGCAAACGGUAACUAGAUGGCUGGGUCUAGUUUGCACAGGCUGCUCUACCUCAGCCCAGCUGGGGACCUCUUCAAAGCGAAACUGAAUGGCCAGAGGGUCAAAAAGGGAGGCUCUGUACGCCUUUGAUGGAGCUGAAGAGGGGGUGGCAUGCCCCUGAACAAGCUGGUGGCCACUUUUCCAGUUUUUUGGGGUAGAAGAGAAGGAAGGCUCCAGCAGGGGGCGCUGUGUGCUCAUGUGAUCUGCCGCCAAGUCAAUUCAUAAGGUUUCCAAGGUAUGUGAGAUACUUUACCAGCUCAACCCCCACUGCUCCCCUUGAUUUUUCCUGGCUGAGUGAGAACUUGAACUCAUGUCUCUUGAGUCCUAGACUGACACUGUCUUCACUGCACCACACAGUCUGUAUCUACAAAGAGUCUCUUCCUUGAUGGGCACCAAUCUUCCUUCCUUUUAUUUGUAUCGGAGUGUUGCACAGUUCAAAAUCAUGGAGACACAUGGAAUGGAGGCAAAAUCAAAAAACAUUGCAAAUGUCAAGACAAACCAGUUUUCCCGAGAAGCGAUCAGAGCUUGAGAUGUGCACAGAAACGUUUCCUUGACCUUCAACCUUUGUCUAAGGGGGUCGGCAUCCAUGAUGUGGGUGAGUUCGGCGUGAUUCCAGUGUAACGCUUCAGGAAGGGGAGGGCUGGCAGCCCGCCAAUGGCCCUGGGGACGCCCAAGAGUCCUUGCUCUUCGGGGAGGCCCCCCGAUGAGAAAAACAGCUGUGUUGGCUCCUGCUGCUUUCCUCUUCCCGGGAUGGGACAUGUGUCGCUCUACAGAUGUCGGACUGCAGUGCCCAUCAAUCCCACCUAGCACGGCAAAGGGUACUGGGAAUUACAGCUAGCACACACUCCAUCCCUGCUGUUUGAGAUAAUGGUAUGGUGCACGGGUGAGUGGCUAGGACAAGCUCUUAAGUGUUGCCUUUGGCCUGGGGGGCGGGUAGGUGGGCGGGCAGGUGGGGUGUCUGCAGGGAAAGCUGCUAAAAGGGCCUCUUCCUAUCUCUACCCUUUGCACUUCCAUGCCCAGUGAUGCAAUGGGAACGUGGACAUCAGCAAACAAUCUGGGAGAGGUCUUCUUAGGUCUUGCUGCCAGUCAUGUGCUGUUUUUUUGGCAUGUUGCACAGAGUUGUGGGGGGUGGGAAGGCCUGUGGUCACUGUUCCUCUAGUGAAAAGAUCAAUCUUCUGAAAACACCCAGGAUUGAAGAUUAACAACUUGUUACGCAGGAAUUGGGGAAAAUGACCUCCAUGGUCGGGUUGGAUUACGGAAGGGAACCUGAACUUACCCCUCUCCCUUUGAUCUUUGCCUGUGGGCAACUCCCAGGGCUGGGUCAGUGGCCCUGCCACAUAAACACAACAGUACUGGCUCCUGUGCCCUGGAAUGCAUUUUUUUUUGAAACACAUGCACACUCAACAAAAAAAGCCCAGGUCCCAUACAAACAAGGAUGUCUGUACAAAAUGUUCAGAGGGAACAUAGCAAAACCUUUGAAGUGGUAAGCACAGGAGACACCGUGAAUCCUUUAUUGGUUUUCUACCAAUAGAGAGCUCCCUAGAUUCUUCUCAUCUCUUCUCCAUCAUCAUCACAGGGUGUGCUAUUGCAGCCCAUGGGGGGGGGGUGUUUGAGGACUGGGUGUGUUAAGGGUGCACUCUGACCCCCAUAGCACCUUAUCUCUCUGCAUUCAAGCGUUGGCUUUGCAGAGAGAGGAGCCCAGUAUCAGCCCUAAAGCAGAGCGGACAGAAGGUUCAGACUUACAUCUGUCCCACAUCGCUGCCCUGCUCACUUUCUGACCUGUACAGAGUUUUGGGAAUAACGCUUGACUGGAGCUAAAGUUAUUGUUACUUUCAAACUGAGUCAGAAUCUAUAGUGAAGGGUUAGAGGGACCAAUGGUCUGAUGCACCAGAAGGCAGAGUCCUGUGUUUUAAUUUUGCACUAAGCAAUUGACUGGUAUUAUUUGAAUAGGUGCCGUUCCAGCAUGACCACAUCACCUGAUCAGCCCCACCCUAGAGUUUAAAGACCGCUCCUUGUGUUUCACAUCAACAGGCCAACUCUGGAACUUCAACCUCCAAGCCCCACACCCUUUCCCUUCCUAUAGUCUUACUGUUUUGCUUUGUCACAUCCUGCUUGAGGAUCAGAUUGAGAGAGCAUGAAAGCUGUGGCCUUCCCUUCUGUGCUUCCUUCAGUUGGCCUAGUGUCGUGAUAUCGUUGUCAUGUGUCAUCAAGUCAGUUCUGAUUUUUGGGUGAUGCUUUUCAGAAUUUUCCACGUAGAGAAUGUGUGUAAAGCCCUCCACUGUUUGGGACAAAGCUCCUUGUUGGGGCGUCUCUCUCCAGUGUCAUCUUCCUGACCCAUGAGAUCCCCCCAGGCUGUGCUCCUCUUAUGUUGCCACGGUGAGGGAGGCCUGGACGUCAUCCACAAGAGGUCGGGCCUUCUUAGCUGCAGCACCAAUUCUGUGGCACCAACAUGCAAGUGGAGUCUGUGCAUGCCUCCCUCCCUGCUGACGUUUAGAAGGCAACUUAAAACACGUCUUUUCAGGGAGGCCUUCCAUAAGGACCCUGCCUGAUGAUAACGCCUCUGCUUUUGCUCUUAUCAAGUGCCCUGUACCAUGAUGGUUUUAUCCCUUUUUAAAACACAUUUAC
Messenger RNA from Pogona vitticeps (central bearded dragon), 3383 nucleotides. NCBI's taxonomy places the organism in Eukaryota, Metazoa, Chordata, Lepidosauria, Squamata, Agamidae. The record is from RefSeq and is a predicted model, not a curated record.